This is a messenger RNA of Blastomyces dermatitidis ER-3, 588 nucleotides long. RefSeq lists its product as uncharacterized. The coding region runs from base 1 to 588 and encodes 195 amino acids. Lineage: Eukaryota; Fungi; Ascomycota; Eurotiomycetes; Onygenales; Ajellomycetaceae. The record is from RefSeq and is a predicted model, not a curated record. The transcript has 2 exons.
AUGGCCAGCCUCAAGCGAAGCAAAACGAUGCCAGCGGAUGGGCACACAGCCAAAUUCCUCUACACAAUCUUGAAGCAGCUCGAUCUCAAAUCGAUCGACUGGAACCUCGUGGCAUCCCAACUAGAAAUUUCAAACGGCCAUGCAGCACGAAUGCGAUUUUCUAGGUUUCGCCAACAUAUGGAAGGAAUCACCACAACUCACCGCACUCCGCGCCCCAAGAAACACAAAUCCGACAAAGCGCAAUUGAGAAAAGAGCAACAAUUUAGCAAGGCCAAAAUAGAAGCCACCGUAAAAACGGAGCAGGCAGUUAAACAAGAACUAGGACCAGAACCAGACAUGGCUGCUCAGCCAGCCCACGCGAAGGUCUUGCCAAUGGACAUUAUUGCGACGUCGUCCCCCUCAGAACAAUUGCCCUACUUUGUGACAACGGUUGCGCCGGCCGAUCUCGCCCUCCCCUUUGCGGCCAGUAACCCACCGAUCAGGUUUCAAAGCCCACCAUCAGCAGUCAGAGACUGGAGCCGAAUCAAUAUGGAAAAGUGUGAGGACGCGACACACACCCUACUUAAUGGAUUUGUGAAACAGGAAUAA